Molecule: messenger RNA, 1537 nt
Organism: Synchiropus splendidus (mandarinfish)
Lineage: Eukaryota; Metazoa; Chordata; Actinopteri; Syngnathiformes; Callionymidae
Gene: gapdhs
Product: glyceraldehyde-3-phosphate dehydrogenase, spermatogenic
Exons: 11
Coding region: 123-1130 (335 amino acids)
Biological process (GO): glucose metabolic process
Molecular function (GO): oxidoreductase activity, acting on the aldehyde or oxo group of donors, NAD or NADP as acceptor; NAD binding; NADP binding
Source: RefSeq, a predicted model, not a curated record
ACCAGGCUCCCCGAGGCACGUGACUGCUAUAUAAGCGGAAGGCGGUGCAGGGAACUGCGCACACAGACGACAGAAGCAUCCGCUGAGAGCAGGUAAUCCAAUCCACUGUAGAAGCUAUCACCAUGUCAGACCUCUGCGUUGGAAUCAAUGGUUUCGGUCGUAUCGGCCGGCUGGUGUUGAGGGCUUGCCUUCAAAAAGGCAUAAAAGUCGUGGGAAUCAAUGACCCCUUCAUCGAUCCAGAUUACAUGGUCUACAUGUUCAAGUAUGACAGCACACACGGGCGCUACAAAGGAGAGGUCUCGCAUAAGGGCACUACGCUUAUUGUUGAUGGCCAGGAAAUCGCCACAUACAAAUGCAUGAAGCCUGCUGAGAUCCCCUGGAACGCCUGUGGGGCCAUGUAUGUUGUUGAGUCCACCGGUGUUUUCCUGUCCAAGGAAAAGGCCAGCGCCCACAUUGAAGGCGGAGCCAGGCGCGUGGUGGUGUCUGCACCGUCCCCCGAUGCACCGAUGUUCGUCAUGGGAGUGAACGAGGAUAAAUACGAUCCCAGCUUCAUGACGAUUGUCAGCAACGCCUCUUGCACCACCAACUGCCUGGCCCCACUGGCCAAAGUCAUCCAUGAUAACUUUGGAAUUGAGGAGGCACUCAUGACAACAGUCCACGCCUACACAGCCACCCAGAAGACAGUGGAUGGGCCGAGUGGCAAGGCCUGGCGUGAUGGCCGUGGCGCCCACGCCAACAUCAUUCCAGCCUCCACUGGCGCAGCCAAGGCAGUGGGCAAAGUCAUCCCUGAACUCAACGGGAAGCUGACUGGCAUGGCCUUCAGAGUGCCAGUGGCUGAUGUUUCCGUCGUGGAUCUGACCUGCCGUCUGUCGAAGCCUGCUCCCUACGCUGAUAUCAAGGCCGCCGUGAAACAGGCUGCAGAGGGACCCAUGAAGGGCAUUUUGGGUUACACCGAGGAACAGUUGGUGUCCUCUGACUUCAUUAGCGACACCCACUCCUCCAUCUUUGAUGCCGGGGCUGGCAUUUCCCUCAGCGACAACUUUGUCAAGCUUAUUUCCUGGUAUGACAAUGAGUUCGGCUACAGCCACCGUGUUGCUGACCUCCUGCUGUACAUGCACUCCAGGGAGUAGAGGCUUCCUGUCCGGAGAGGAUGUUAGAAAAGGGACCACCCAAAGUACCCCCCACUGUUCUCUUUUACACUCGAGUCCCUCUCUCUGUUGAAGCAUCACAUUCCUUAGCUCUACUACAGUCUUCAGUAGGCAGCAACGAAAAAGUGUUGGGAGUGUUCUGAGCUUAUCUGUCUUUCCUUUAAGUCGAGACGUUCGGUCGGUGAUAGUAUUCGUGUCUGUGUGCCCCCCUGACUCUCUCACCUCCCGCCGCCACUUUAGAUGUGUUGUUAUGGCUCAGCACGAUAAUAACUGCUGUAUCCAUCUCCAUGUUGGUGUGUUUUCAAGGUUGACCCAUCAGUGGAAGGUGGAAGUAAGAGGCAACUGUAACUCUGCUUCAUGAGUCAGAAAUAAAAGUUACAAGAAACUCA